AUGAAAGUCCUUAUUACUGGAGCCGGCGGCUUUGUCGGCCAAAUUUUGGCCAAAAGACUCAUCGAAUCAAACACCGCAGAUGCACUCAUCUUGGCCGACGUUAAUCCACCUCCAAAUCCAACAUCGUCACAGAGCGUACAAUGUACUGCGGCGGACCUCACAUCACUAUCAGCAUGCGAAGAUCUCAUCGCUCAACAACCAGAUGCUGUAUACAUUCUUCAUGGCAUCAUGUCGAGCGGUAGCGAAGCAAACCUCGAGCUAGGCCUUAGAGUCAACUUUGAGUCUGUGCGCCAACUACUGGACACCAUUCGGACCAAGCGACCAGGAAUCAAAGUGGUCUUCACUUCUUCUUGCGCAGUUUUUGGGCGGAAGGCCGUUGAGAAUGUGGCAACAGAGACGGACAUCGUGCCUAUGCCUGAAUCUAGUUACGGCACCCAGAAGCUCAUGAUUGAGUUCCUCCUUAACGAUUAUUCACGACGCGGGCUCAUCGACGGACGCGUCGUUCGUCUUCCAACUGUCUUUGUCAGAGCUGGCGCACCUACUGCAGCAGCUUCGUCAUUCGUCUCGGGUAUCGUACGCGAGCCAAUACAUGGACAAGAGUCGGAGUUACCAGUCGACCCAAGUAUUGGCAUCUGGCUUACUUCGCCACGCACACUCGCGACAAACCUUGUACAUGCCAUCAAGGUACCAGCGGAGAAAUUUGGGCACUUUAGGCAGGUACUACUACCGGGUUAUACAGCAACGAGUGGAGAAAUUUUGGAUGCCCUGGAGAGAGUUGCGGGCAAGGAGACAAGAGCUUUGGUGAAAGAGAAGAGGGAUGAGACGACACAGAGGAUCGUUUUGAGCUGGCCAGCGAAGUACGACACUGCGAGAGCAAGAGAAUUGGGUUUUAGCGAAGACGUUGGGCUUGAGCAGACGAUUCGCGACUUCAUUGAUGGAGAGAAGCAGACAGCAUAA
Molecule: messenger RNA, 957 nt
Organism: Alternaria postmessia
Lineage: Eukaryota; Fungi; Ascomycota; Dothideomycetes; Pleosporales; Pleosporaceae
Exons: 1
Coding region: 1-957 (318 amino acids)
Source: RefSeq, a predicted model, not a curated record